Truncatella angustata is the source of this 816-nucleotide messenger RNA. RefSeq lists its product as uncharacterized. The record is from RefSeq and is a predicted model, not a curated record. Lineage: Eukaryota; Fungi; Ascomycota; Sordariomycetes; Amphisphaeriales; Sporocadaceae. The transcript is spliced from 2 exons. The coding region runs from base 1 to 816 and encodes 271 amino acids.
AUGGGGAGUGCAAAAAGAUUGGAGCAUGCGACCACUGCUCGGAAGCACUGGACUACGAGGGAAAAUGGCAAUGUGAAACACGCCAGAGAACCGGGAGAUGCUGGGACAGAUGCGAACAAGCAAAAAGAAAGGCUGGAGAUGGAGCAAGUGCAAGGCGUGAUAAACCCUGAAGUAUCAGAGCUACUGCACAGAAACCUUGAGCUCGCGUACCCGGAGCAAAUACAGUCGAUCUGGGACGAGUUCGGGAGUCAGGAGCGAGUAGGAGAUGUACCUUUUCUACCCUCUUGGGAUGUGACGCAGCUAGACCAAGCUUGCGAGUGGACAGAUCGUUACGAUGACCUGGGCGUUGGCUGCUGCAUCUGGGAUGAUCCGCCUGACCAGGGGAGGACUAUCAGGAGAAUACCAGGCUACUACCCUGAAGAUGAAUCAGAAAGCCAGGGCUCCACCGUGGAAGCUGAUGAUAUCCCGCCAGACGACUCCCGGUCUGUGUUCUCCGGCGGGGAGGAAAGUCCAACGGAAUCAGUGGACUGGCUAAGGUUCGCAGAUCUCCAGUCCGACAGUGGUCCUCACCACAACCAGACCAUUGGUCCUCUGAUGAUGUCAUGUAUGGACAGACUACAGUCUCUACUUCCACCCGAGAUGGAGAACUAUAGAAGUGCUGAAAGGCGAGCAGAUGCUGUACAGGCCUCAUCAUCUCAAAUGCUUCAGGCGUUUGACCCAAGAGCCGCCGCAGCCAAGCUACGUAAGCAGCUUACGGCCAAUGACUCCGUCUUGCAUUUUGAAGAGGUCAAAAAGUCCCUACUGCCUCGCCGAUGA